Messenger RNA from Orcinus orca (killer whale), 1763 nucleotides. It is a transcript of the gene FAM110A, whose product is annotated as family with sequence similarity 110 member A. NCBI's taxonomy places the organism in Eukaryota, Metazoa, Chordata, Mammalia, Artiodactyla, Delphinidae. The record is from RefSeq and is a predicted model, not a curated record. Bases 295 to 1182 code for a protein of 295 amino acids. The transcript is spliced from 2 exons.
UUGGGGGCCUUGGGACAGUCAGGUCCCCCGGCUUAUCUCAGUUAAGGAGGACAGCUCCGAAGAGGCCCCGCGGGUCCUCACGUGGGGCUGAGGCCUCCCGAGCCGCGUUGGGUGCGGCCAUUCCCCGCCUGGGUCCGAGCUGUCAGCCUCCUCAAGACCCGCUCUGGAGGAGCCGGACUCGCCUAGCGUGGGCUCCAGCCGUUGCGGUGUCCAGCUGCCAGCUUUCCGCCUGGAUCUCUGUCUCCUCAUUUCUCCAGUCUCCUCAGACAGAAGCCCUCGGGGUAUGUAACAGCCAUGCCUGUGGACACGCUGACUCCGGGAGCCCGAGACACCCCCGCCCUACCUUUCCGCCUACAGACCAAGGUCCCCGGCUACCAGCUACAGCGGCCAGCAGACUGUGGAGCCCGGAAACCUAGUGCUGUAGAGCGCCUGGAGGCCGACAAGGCCAAGUAUGUCAAGAGCCUGCAUGUGGCCAAUACCCGCCAGGAACCUGUGCAGCCCCUGCUGUGCAAACAACCACUCUUCAGCCCUGGAACUCGCCGCACGGUGCUCACGCCUUGCCGCCGAGUCCUGCCUGGCCCCGGCCGCCGGCCCCAGCUGGACCUGGACAUCCUGAGCAGCCUCAUCAACUUGUGUGAUAGUCCUGUGUCCCCUGCUGAGGCCAGCCGUACCCCCGGACGGUCAGAGGGGGCCCGCCAGGCUCCCCCAGCCACCCCCCCACGCCCACCACCCAGUAUUGCUGCAGUCCGCCGAGUGGAUGUCCUUCCCCUGCCGGCGUCACCUGCCCAGCCCUGCCCAUCACCAGGCACUGCCGCCACCUCUAGCCCGGCCCGGCCCCCAGGUUUGCAACGCUCCAAGUCAGACCUGAGUGAGCGCUUCUCCCGGGCAGCAGCUGACCUGGAGAGAUUUUUUAACUUCUGCGGCCUGGACCAGGAGGAGGCACGGGGAUUGGGUGUGGCCCACCUAGCCCGGGCCAACUCAGACAUCGUGUCCCUGGCUGGGCCCAGUGCUGGGCCGGCUAGCUCCGAGGGGGGCUGCUCCCGCCGCAGCUCUGCCACCAUCGAGGAGCUGGCUCGGGAGCGCGUCCCCUAUGGUGUGUCAGUGAUAGAGCGCAACGCCCGGGUGAUCAAAUGGCUGUAUGGGUUGCGACAAGCGCGGGAGACUCCAGCAGCUGAGGGCUAGGCCUCCAUGGGACUCGACAUUCGCCACGGGACAGAUCUUAGAGAAGCCAUAGGUCCCUUGACCUCUCCUGCAUCCAUUCCCUGGCUUGGGGCAGAUCAGAAGCUGCUGCCUCAUGUGAACUUGCUAUAGAGGCAAAGCCUCAGAGUCUGGACCAGCAUCCGUCUGACAAGGACUGACCCGGAGAGAGUUGGCUCUUGACCUUGGACUACCGCCUACGCCUCACAUGUGGGGUUUUGACGUGGAUGGACCCCUGCUUGUAGGUUUGGAUUUGGGGCACUUAGCCCUUCCCACUGAGAGUGAGGGACCAAGGGAUCUCACCAGAGCUGUCUACCCAGCAGCUCUGUUUCUUUCUUCCUUCCUUGGCCUCUGUCCUUUACUGACUUCCUCUUCCUUACCCAGUGGGCCUUGGUUCCCUGGGAACUCACCCUGGGGUGGGGGUAGGAAGGAGUGGCCUAUCUACAUUUUUCAAGGGGCUUGCCAGCCUGGGCCUAGGUGGGUAGACUACAGAAAGGACUGGUAGGAGUCUGCACUGCUCUGACUUCCCUCCUCUUGGUUAAUAAACACAAAUGCUUGUUUUUCAA